Molecule: messenger RNA, 2205 nt
Organism: Linum trigynum
Lineage: Eukaryota; Viridiplantae; Streptophyta; Magnoliopsida; Malpighiales; Linaceae
Source: the annotation of a GenBank genome assembly
CGGAACAUGCCGCCAGCAACCUCCAGUCGACGAUCGAGUAUCUCGCUGUCUCUCUUCCGGCCACCGAGCUCUGGCUCGUAACUCACUCCACUGUCUUUCUCACACUCUUUUUCCGAUAUCUCUCGUCUUCUUCCUUUCGAGCUGCCAUCAUUUCGAUCCUCAUAGCCAUUGGAAAGCUUUUCGUCAAAAGCCAAUUGCAGACUCGGUUAUAAUACACAGAGAGUAACUGGAAAUCGAAACAUCGGCCCGUGAUAAUUACCAAAGAGAAGUGAUGUUGAGCUUAUUAUCGUACGAGACGGUUGGCGAAAAUGUGUCUCCUGAGCACCCCCAGGUUGUCCCCAUUACGAUUUUUGUGGCAGUGCUGUGCCUCUGCUUGGUCAUUGGCCAUUUGCUCGAAGAGAAUCGUUGGGUUAACGAGUCCAUCACCGCCAUCUUCAUUGGAGGCUUAACUGGAAUCCUGAUCUUGGUCUUGCGGAAGGGGCAAAGUUCUCACCUUUUGAGGUUCAGUGAGGAGCUCUUCUUCAUUUACCUCCUUCCCCCCAUCAUCUUCAAUGCCGGAUUUCAGGUUAAGAAGAAGCAGUUCUUUCAGAACUUCAUAACCAUUAUGCUGUUUGGGAUUGUUGGGGUUUUCAUCUCAACAGUCAUUAUAUCCCUAGGCAGCUGGUGGCUGUUUCCUAAACUUGGAUUCCUCGGUCUAGCGCCGCGAGACUACCUCGCUAUAGGAACUAUAUUUUCGUCGACCGAUACAGUGUGCACCCUGCAGGUUCUUCACCAAGAUGAAACACCUUUGCUCUACAGCAUAGUGUUUGGGGAAGGAGUAGUAAACGAUGCAACAUCAGUUGUUUUGUUCAAUGCUGUUCAGAAGAUGGAUGUCAGCAAGAUCAACUCCCAAACAAUACUCAGUGUCAUUGGAGAUUUCCUCUACUUGUUCUCCACCAGCACUGCUCUUGGAAUCGGUGUUGGCCUCCUCACUUCACUUGUGCUGAAAACACUCUACUUUGGGAAACACUCAAGCAUACGUGAACUCGCCAUGAUGGUAUUAAUGGCUUAUCUAUCUUACAUGCUCGCCGAGCUGCUUGAACUAAGCGGGAUUCUCACUGUUUUCUUUUGUGGAAUCAUCAUGUCGCAUUAUUCUUGGCACAAUGUGACAGAAAGUUCCAGGAUCACAGCCAGACAUGUUUUCGCCAUGUUGUCCUUUGUCGCCGAGACGUUCAUAUUUCUCUAUGUGGGCAUGGAUGCUUUUGACAUCGAGAAGUGGAAGAUGACUAAAUUGAGCUUAGGGACUUCCCUUGGGAUCUAUAGCUCAAUAGUGUUUCUGAUAUUGGUGGGGCGUGCUGUAUUCGUGUUUCCACUCUCUGCAUUUUCCAACUUCAUGAACAGACGCAAAACAUCCCCGCUUACCUUCAAACAGCAAACUGUUAUUUGGUGGGCUGGCCUAAUGAGAGGUGCUGUCUCUAUCGCUCUUGCUUUCAAACAGUUCACCUAUUCUGGCGUCACGUUGGAUCCUAUCAACGCAACAAUGAUCACCAACACCAUCAUAGUCGUUCUCUUUACUACAUUGGUAUUUGGUUUCUUGACGAAGCCCCUGGUAAAUUACCUAAUCACACACCGAAUGAGAAACCAGAACAAUCGUGGGGGUGGGAGUGGAGGAGAACAACCAAGGUCCCCAAAAGACGAUGUGGUCCUUCCUUUGCUGUCCUUUGACGAAUCUGCAUCUGCUAACAUGCAAAUCGCAAGGGAGAGUUUCUCCUUGUUGAUGGACAGGCCGGUCUACACCAUCCAUCACUACUGGAGGAGGUUUGAUAAUGCCUACAUGAGACCCAUUUUUGGUGGCCCUCGGCACAGCCGAUCAGAAUGCUGAGUUUCUACCGCCACUACUGCUCUUUCUCUCUCUCUCGCUAAAGUCUCAACCAUUUCUUCAUCGAAGAAUACCAGAAUCGCCUCAAGGCAGCCUAAGGUUAGGGGAGAAAGGGGUGUGUUUAUUUGAGUUGGUGCCUAGACUAUGCAUGUACAAAACACUAAAUGCAGAUGUCGAGUAUAGUAGAGAUUGUGUAUGGAAUGGAAGGAAUGUAGUAAUGUUCAAGUUUUGGUUGUUUUGAUGGUGGAAGCUACUAUUUCGAUCUGAAUGUAAAUUAUUUAAGAGAACUCUCAACAAUCAUUUUUUGUGAAAAAUGGAGCUUCCUUCAUUAAAGCAAUACAUUGUUU